AUGUGCCUGGUUCGGUGCACACCCCGCAGGGCGGCAGCGCCAGGGAACCGAGCGCUUUCCAGAGCCCCGCUACCUCGCUCCGCUUCGGCGGCCGCGAUCAUGUUCCAGCCUGCGGCCAAGCGGGGUUUCACCAUAGAAUCCUUGGUGGCCAAGGAUGGUGGUUCCAGCGGGAGCCCUGGCAGUGGGGGCGCGGGCUCCCAUCCUUUGGCAGUGGCCGCCUCAGAGGAACCGCUCAGGCCCACGGCUCUCAACUACACUCACCCCAGUGCGGCCGAGGCGGCCUUCGUAAGUGGUUUCCCGGCCGCUGCCGCCGCGGGUGCCGGUCGCUCGCUCUACGGAGGGCCGGAGCUUGUGUUCCCCGAGGCCAUGAACCAUCCGGCGCUGACGGUGCACCCGGCGCACCAGCUGGGAGCCUCCUCGCUGCAACCCCCUCACUCUUUCUUCGGCGCCCAGCAUCGGGACCCUCUCCACUUCUACCCCUGGGUGCUUCGGAAUCGCUUCUUCGGCCACCGCUUCCAGGCAAGCGACGUUCCCCAGGACGGGCUGCUUUUACACGGGCCCUUCGCACGCAAGCCCAAACGGAUCCGCACGGCCUUCUCGCCCUCGCAGCUGCUGAGGCUGGAGCGAGCCUUCGAAAAGAAUCACUACGUGGUGGGAGCUGAGCGGAAGCAGCUGGCCGGCAGCCUCAGUCUCUCUGAGACGCAGGUGAAGGUGUGGUUCCAGAAUCGGAGGACAAAAUACAAACGGCAGAAGCUGGAGGAGGAAGGGCCUGAGUCCGAGCAGAAGAAGAAGGGUUCCCACCAUAUCAACCGGUGGCGUAUCGCCACGAAGCAGGCCAACGGGGAGGACAUUGAUGUCACCUCUAAUGAUUAG
This is a messenger RNA of Alexandromys fortis (reed vole), 873 nucleotides long. RefSeq names its product empty spiracles homeobox 1 (gene Emx1). Gene Ontology annotation, cellular component: nucleus. The record is from RefSeq and is a predicted model, not a curated record. The transcript is spliced from 3 exons. Lineage: Eukaryota; Metazoa; Chordata; Mammalia; Rodentia; Cricetidae. Gene Ontology annotation, molecular function: RNA polymerase II cis-regulatory region sequence-specific DNA binding; DNA-binding transcription factor activity, RNA polymerase II-specific. Bases 1 to 873 code for a protein of 290 amino acids. Gene Ontology annotation, biological process: neuron differentiation; regulation of transcription by RNA polymerase II; central nervous system development.